GUCCGCAUGCACAGGUUGCUCAGGAAGCUCAGCGGAUUUUACCAUGAAAUCUGAUGACUGUAUUAUUUAAAACCCUUACAAAUAAAUCUAGAACACACAACAAACAAACAACAAAGAGAUGUCCCAACGCCACCACACCAAGUCUUCCUUAACGGCUUGUUUCUUCCCAACCACCAACGCCGCCGCCGACGACCUGCCAUCUGCGUCACCUCCUCCUCCGCCACCACCAACCUCCGGUAAGUUAAAACUCACAACUUGCUUUUAUAAUACAAACCUUGGUCUCUUCUCCCUCACCUGGUCAAAAACAUUCCUUGGCCAUUCUCUUCAUCUCAAUCUUCACCCUUCUGACUUCACCGGUUCUCCUUUUUCUUUCUCUCAUGGCUCUCUUUCUGAUCCCUCAACUGUAUCUUUUCACCUCCAUAUUGAGCCCUUUAAGUUUUGGAAAAAACAUGGUUCAAAAAAGCUCAUGAAUAACGCCCCUGCAACAUCUUUGAUCCAAAUAUUUUGGGACCUCUCUCGAGCUAAAUUUGGAUCCGGGCCCGAACCCCAAUCCCGAUUCUACAUCGCUGUUGUUGUCGAUGGAGAAAUCGCCCUGCUUGUUGGCGAUUCUACAAGGGAAGCUUAUGCGAGAACCAAAGCUCGCAAGCCUGAGAAAGCAUCCCGAGUUCUUGUUUUGAGAAGAGAGCAUGUUUUUGGCAACAAAGUGUACUGCACAAAAGUUAAAUUUGGAGGCAAAACGAGAGAAAUUUCGAUAGAUUGUAGUGUCAACAGCGACGCCAGGCUGAGUUUCAGUGUUGAUAACAAAAGGGUAUUGCAGAUAAAGAAAUUAAAGUGGAAAUUUAGAGGAAACGAGAGGAUUGAAGUUGAUAAAGUUCCUAUACAAGUGUCAUGGGACGUUUAUAAUUGGCUUUUUGAAGACAUGAACAACGGGCGUGCAGUUUUUAUGUUCAGGUUCGAAAAUCUUGAAAUCCGAGAGCGAGACGAAGAAGAAGAAAACAGUGGUCAAUAUUUGCAACAGGGUUCUGGUUCUUGCAGCUUCGGCGUGAGUGGAAUUGAAUGGAGAAAAAUGAGGAAAAGUUUGAUGAGAACAGCAAGAAGCUCAUCAUCAUCGCCCAUUUCAAUAAUGUCAUCCGCUUCUUCUUCUGUGUGCAGUUCUUCUGUAAUGGAAUGGGCUGCUAGCACAGAAGAAAUUGAAUUGAAUCCUGGAGCUAAUGGCUUCUCACUGCUGAUUUACGUUUGGAAAAAAUGAAUUGAACCUUCUUGUUAUA
Molecule: messenger RNA, 1268 nt
Organism: Mangifera indica (mango)
Lineage: Eukaryota; Viridiplantae; Streptophyta; Magnoliopsida; Sapindales; Anacardiaceae
Exons: 1
Coding region: 119-1249 (376 amino acids)
Source: RefSeq, a predicted model, not a curated record